AAUACGCUUAAACUGGUUAGCUAGCGCAUAGCCAGCGUUGUAAUUACAACAAAAGAAAAGAAUUUCAAUAACCGCUAGGUGUCCCAAAUUUGCGGAGGAACUCAGCACGUAAUAAUCUCACAGGCGAACGAACCACCACUUGUUGGAAAGCAAAGGCAGAUUUUUACGGAAGCAUCGUAGCGUGUUUAAGGGAUCGAGUGUCAAAGUACAAGAAAUCUCUCAGAAGAGAAAAAGAACGAUGGAAUUUAACGUUAAGAAAUUUGUGGGAGAUGCGGGAACUUUGUUUACUCGCGCAGUUCAGUUUACUGAAGAAAAGUUGGGUACCUCUGAAAAGACAGAGCUAGAUGCUCACUUUGAAAAUCUUUCUCAAAGAUGUGAUUUAACCAAGUCCUGGACUGAAAAAUUGGUCAGGGAUGUUGAUUCAGUUCUCACACCUAACCCAGGAAACAGAGUGGAAGAUUUUUUAAUGGACAAGAUUGAAAGAAGGCGAUUAGCUCGUCUUUCCAAUUUGGAUUAUUUAGGUGUGGACAUGGUUGAGGCUGGCAAUGAUUUAGGACCAGGCACUUUAUAUGGUAGUACUUUGCUGAAAGUGGGACUGUGUCAGCAAAAACUGGGAGCUCUUGAACGUGAUUUUGCUACUUCUGCUACUCAAGCAUUUGUGGAUCCAUUGAAAAAGUUCAUGGAAAGUGACCUGAAAUCAAUAUUAAGAGAAAGAAAGCUACUUGAAUCUAAGCGCCUGGAUCUGGAUGCUGCAAAAAAUCGCCUAAGAAAAUCAAAGACACAAUCAAGUCAACAAACAGCAGAACAAGAGGUUAACUUAGCACAGGUAGAAUUUGAUAGACAGUCUGAGGUAACUAGACUGCUGCUUGAGGGCAUAGGACCUGCUCACACAUCUCACUGCAAACACCUCCAAGACUUUGCAGCAGCUCAAGCAAGGUAUUUUUUGGCUUGCAGUGCAACCCUCCAACAACUUCAAAAGGAAUUGGGUGCCCUUAGUUUGCAAGUGAGCACUACUGAUAUUACUUUAAACAGCCCGACUUCUCUUGGAUUACCAGAACGUAGAAAAGCCCGUGUCAUUUGUGAUUACGACAGCCAGGAUGCUACUGAAUUAUCACUGAUAGCUGGCGAGAUCAUUGAUGUGGUAAGCACAUUUCCUACUGACCCUGAUUUUGUGCAAGCUGAGCGCGGACAACAAUCUGGGAAAAUUCCAUCUAGUUACCUGGAAUUCAUUGAUCCUACAUGUUAAUGUAAAUAUAUCAACAUUGAAAUUUAAUUUGUAAAGAUGGGAUAAAUAUAGAAAUUGAUUUCCAUGAA
Molecule: messenger RNA, 1314 nt
Organism: Daphnia magna
Lineage: Eukaryota; Metazoa; Arthropoda; Branchiopoda; Diplostraca; Daphniidae
Gene: EndoB
Product: endophilin-B1
Exons: 8
Coding region: 239-1246 (335 amino acids)
Cellular component (GO): cytoplasm
Molecular function (GO): protein binding
Source: RefSeq, a predicted model, not a curated record